Parasteatoda tepidariorum (common house spider) is the source of this 3563-nucleotide messenger RNA. The record is from RefSeq and is a predicted model, not a curated record. Lineage: Eukaryota; Metazoa; Arthropoda; Arachnida; Araneae; Theridiidae.
UUCAUGAAAUACAAUGCACCCUAUAUAAUUGGAUAUAUAGUUUCAAUUGGCUUUGCAUUUCUUGCUGGACAGCUUUAUAUAUACUCAUCCUCAGGUUAUGUUCCAUCUUUUUAUCAGAUAUUUGGUCAUUAUCCAACCUACGUCACUCUUGUUGCAGUUCCUACAUUUAUAUUUCAUUUAAUUUGGAUUCCAGAUUUGUCAAUUAUAUAUAUUCCUCCUAUAGACAUAAUUGGACAAAAGGAUAUUACUCUUCUACACACAUUGCUGUUGAGGACAUUUUUAUAUUUAAUUUCAUGUGGAUCAGUCAUCAUUCUUUACACUGCUAUAAAUUUGUUUCUGAGUUUUACCUGUAAAAUUUGGAUAAUGAUUAAAAGAAAUACAUUAAUGGAAAUAUCAGAAGUACGUCUUGAACUAGAAAGAAAAAUCAGAAUAGGCGUCACAAAACCACUGAUGGUUUGGUGUGCUAUGGUUGCUGCCACUUCAAUAGGACUUUCUGGUUCAAUAGGAAUUCAACUCACAUGUUUAUUCUAUCUUUAUAAGUUAGUAUGUUUCCGUAUGCGAUGCAUUGCGGAAGAAGAUCGUAGAGGUCCAAGUACUUCGACAACUGUGUGGUACUUCCACUUCACCAUCUUCUUUCUUCUACUACUCUUCUUGGGCCUCACUUUCCCAAGUUUUGUAAUGUGGUUAAAAAGUAACCAGUUUACUCUCAGAACUCCUAAUGACAUAAACGGACUUCAGUGCAUUAUAGUAAUAGUGACUUCUCACUAUUUCUGGGAGUUACCCACGCCUUGUUUCUAUAGGAGUCAUUAUACUUCUUCUUCACAUAUAAUGCAUUUCUUAGCUGUCAUUUCAACUAUGUAUGGCAUCAGUUCACUUUACAGAUUAACUUAUUAUAUAGCAAUUGGUUUCUUGAGCCUGGCUGUGUGUCAAACAUUGUCCUACAUUAAUGGUUUAUCUCAUUUAGCUUAGUUUUAUUAAUUGGUUGUAUAGUUUUUUUUUUUUCAAUUAUUUUAGAUAAAAAAAAAACAUGCUGGGACAGCAAGAAUGAAAUCACUUGCAGGGUUCCCACAAUUCUUAGAGAAUACCUUUAGGUACUUUUUUAACUUGCCAUUUCUGAAAGCUUUUAGAAAUAUUUAUCAUUCAGAAGUCCUUAAAAAUGCUUGUUUUUAUUUAUUUAUUUAUUUUGAACCACGAAAUAUUUUGUUCCAGAUUUCUUUUUUACUACUGAUCAAAUAAGCUUACAUGCAAGAGAAAAAUGGUGAUGAAUUGAAUGUGAUUCUACUAGUAAUUUAACUAUUGCUUUGUGAUUUAAAAAAUAUGGCUCUACAAAAAUAGAUAUAAACUGAUGGAUUUAAUAAAAAAUUAACCUAAUACUCUUUUUUUUUUACAAGUAUUAUUUUUGUGAGUUUAAUUAAAUCUUAAAGGUAUAGCACUUGGUUGUAAUAUUUUACACUUAGUCUUUAUAAUAUCUUAUAGUGUCUCAGAAAAUUCUUUGAAGGUUUUUAGUUUGGAAGGUAGAGGAGUGGGAACCUUGUCAUGCUGUAUUCCAUAUAUUUUGAAGUAUGCCAAAAAGAAUGAGUUUGCUUGGUGGUGUGUGUUCUUAAAAAUAAACCUCAAAAAGAGCUAAAUGAUCAAUCAAAACCAGCAAGUAAUAAAAUUUUGAAAUAGAACUAACCCAUUUUAAACUAUUCUAAGGUAUGGUAUAGAUGAAUUUGUUGUUAUCUAGAGCAGUGUUCCCCAAUCUUUCAUAAUUUUACUGCGACCUGCUAGGGGGGGGGGACGUUGAUUGUUUAUAUUUUAGAUUAUUUUGAUUUAUUAAUUUUAAUUUAAUUGUAUUUAAACAUGCCUUCGAAAUAAAGUACAGUUACACCAAAAAAUAAAUAUGAAGUUUUUUAACUUACUAGGACGUUAAAUCAAUGAGAAUUCUGAGCUUGUUUCUUUGCAAUGAGACGGUUCCCUCUGGGGGUAAUCGGAGACAAUGACACCCGAAGUGUGUUGCUUAUGUCCAGGAAUUCAAACUAAGAAUUUAACUAAUCAAACUAUGAACUGGGAAUUUAAAUUCAGUUUCAAUGAAAUGGGCGGCCCGGUACCAUUUGAUCCACAGACCGGGGGUGGAGAACACUGAUCUAGAGUAUUGAAAAAGAUAAAAAAUUAUCCUCUUUUUAUGGAUAGAUUGAGAAAACACUUUAACCUAUGACAUAAUUGUACCCCAGUAAAACAUUUGAUAUUAAAAAUAAAAAAUUUUAUUUAGAAGAAAAAAGUAGAAAUUUUGUCCUUUAAAAUUAUUAAAAAUUCAAACCUACUACAUUUAAAAAAAAGUAGAAAAAAAACUGUCUUUUCUGUCAAUUUGUAAAAGUUCUACAGUUCCAGUCUCAAAUAAAUAACUCACAACUUCAAUUUUCUAUGGGUUCUUUAAACUUGGCAUUUCCUACUACUUAUCUAUUUCUUGAAUAAUUAAUUUAAAAAUCAUAAUAUAAAUGUAAUUGGGCUACAUCGUUGAUUUGAUGGUUUACCCUGUAACAAAAUUUACAGGUUCAAUAUUCAGUACAAAUUUGACAAAGUGAGGUUGAGAUUAUUAUUGUAAAAAUUCGUUGUUUUUUUUUGCCAUAAAUUUUUUUUUACUCUUUUAAAUGAAUAGAUUAAAAUUUUGGAGAUGGAUUAAGUCUCUUUACAAGCAAUUAGUUUUGAAAAUUAAGAAUUUAUUCUUUAAUAUUUUUUUAUGUUCCAGUUAAUAAAAUACUAUUAUUAGGAAUUUUUGACAGUCAUCACCUUUCUUUAGCUGAUAUAGCUGCAGACCGACUGACAAAUUUGAUAAGGAUCUGAAACAAAUAGUAAUUGAGUAAGUUUCCGAAUUAAAAAUGAUUUUUCUGUUUCCUCUCUCAUGUUAUAUUUUAGGCUUGUUUUUUUUUUUUUUUUUUUUUUUUUUUUUUUUUUUUUUUUUUUUAAAUCUAAGAUGAAAAUUUGUUUUAAAGCAUUGUGAAUUUUUUUUUUUUAAAAACCUGCAGCUCUCGCUUCCAUUCUGGAAGAUUUCUGUUACUAAGGUGGUACAAAGACAAUUCCCUUAAUAAUAGAAGAGAAAAGAAUUUAAGUCAGAUUUUAAAAAAAGUUUAUUUUGUUCAAAAAAUGCUAUAGGGUUAUUUAUUACUAUUCUAAUAUGAUUGCAUUAUGUAGUGACAAAUUUUAUCAAUAGAUUAUGUUUAUAAGCACAAAAACAAGUUUUACUAAUUUUGUGUUUUAAAGGUAAAUGUAUUGAAAAUAUUCAAUCAUUUUAUUUUUAUUUACCCCUAUCUACUUUCAAUGUUUUAAAUUUAUCAUUAUUUUCAGCUUAUUAUUGCUCAUUAAAUAUUCCAAUCAAUUUGGUGUAAUGUUCUAUUUAAAAACAUGUUUAGGAAAACAAACCAGAGUCAUCAAAUUGUCGAAAUAAUGUCAGCUUAGUAAUUUUAUUAUGUUAAAAAGUUAUUUUGUAAAAAAAGGUUCUUCAUACCCCUACACUGCUUUCUUAGAGAAUCAGUAUUUUAAGCUCUUCAAUUUUCAUUUUAAUCAAUAUUUCCUGUUUUUUUUUU